ACCUCCCGGUGGGGAUGAGUUUCGAGGUUACGAGGCACAUGUUUACUCCGAAAGCUGUUCCAUUCAGAAUUAAUUCAGGAUUUAUACUCCACCAGAUAAACAGAUGGCAGCGCUGGUGCCUCAGGGUAAGAGUUGGAAGGAGCACAACAGACUCCACAAGGAGAAACGGAAAAAGUGGCGGGAGGAGCGUCUUGUGAAGAAAGUUAAGGUAGAUGAGCCAGAGGCAAAACCAGAGGAAAUCCCCCCGAAGAAGGAUAAAAUCAGGAUAUCCACCCUGAGCAUCGCAGUUCCAGGAUCGAUUUUGGAUAACGCACAAUCCCCAGAGCUUCGUACAUACCUGGCAGGUCAAAUAGCACGUGCGGCUUGCGUUAACAAAGUCGACGAGGUGAUUGUAUUCGACGAUCAAGGAGAAGUUACAGAAGUUGAUAAAAAAAAAUUGAAGAAGGACGAACACCUGGGGGAGGCCAGGGCCUCCUGCCUCCAGCUGGCGAGGAUUCUCCAGUACCUCGAGUGCCCCCAGUACCUGAGGAAGUACUUUUUCCCCAUUCACAAGGACCUACAGUACGCAGGUGUUCUCAAUCCCCUGGACGCACCUCAUCACCUGAGGGCCAGUGAUGUCUCGUUAUUUAGAGAGGGAGUCGUCGCAAAUAAACCCAUCAAGGCUGGCAGAGGGUCUCAGGUCAACGUGGGACUUCUCAACGAUGUUCACAUCGACAAAAUGCUGACUCCUGGACUCAGGGUCACCCUCAGGAUCCCUCCGGAUCAGGAGAAUCCGAAGAGAUUGAAAGGUACUGUUGUCUCUCCAACGACUCCACGUGCUGAAACGGGGGUAUACUGGGGCUAUACGGUCCGUUUAGCCUCGAGCAUCACUGAAGUAUUUUCAAAAUGCCCUUACGAGAAGGGCUACGACCUGACAAUAGGAACGUCAGACAAGGGAUCACCGAUCGACGAAAUUCCAUCGAGAAGUUUGGAAUACAGUCACGCCCUGAUGGUGUUUGGGGGUCUGGCAGGACUUGAGGCAGCCCUCGAGGCUGACGAAGGGCUCAACAUCGACGAUCCCAGUCUACUCUUCGAUAAAUAUCUCAAUACCUGUCCCGAGCAGGGCUCCAGAACGAUCAGAACAGAGGAAGCCAUUCUCAUUUCCCUUUCAGAGGUCAGGUGUAAAUUAAAACCUAAUACUCCUGCCCUCUCCAAUCCCCAAUUUCCAGUUCACAGCAAUUCUCACAGCAAAAAUACUGAUACGAUUAUUACUAGUGAAGGGAAAAAGAAGAGUACGAGAAUUUAUCAGUCAGACACUAGUGGAGAUGAGGGCAAAGAGUGAAUUUCAGGAGAAAUAAAAGAAUUCAAAGAUCAUGUAAUUACGAGAAUAAUAAACCUUAUUUUUAUUCUGAAA
This is a messenger RNA of Fopius arisanus, 1393 nucleotides long. Its product is annotated as putative methyltransferase C9orf114 homolog. NCBI's taxonomy places the organism in Eukaryota, Metazoa, Arthropoda, Insecta, Hymenoptera, Braconidae. The coding region runs from base 104 to 1321 and encodes 405 amino acids. The record is from RefSeq and is a predicted model, not a curated record. The transcript is spliced from 2 exons.